CAAUCAACAAAAUCGGCAGAUGACGUGCAAUUUUUCAAAGUUCAUUCUAAACGUACAAUUUACUCUCUCUAUAAAUAUGGAGUGAAGUAUGUGCCAUAUAUUUACCAUCAUUUAUCAAAAUUAAUCAAUUAAUAGUAGAUAUGGCAAGCUCGUGUCCAGGGAAGAAUUCGUGGCCGGAGUUGGUGGGGAAGAAUGGAGAGGAUGCGGCGGUCGUGAUAGAGAGAGAAAAUCGAAAAGUGGAUGCGAUAGUUCUAAAAGACGGAACUCCGGUUACCAAGGAUUUCCGCUGCGACCGUGUGUGGGUUUGGGUCGACGAUUGGGGGAUCGUGGUUCGUACACCCACCGCCGGUUAAAUUAUAAUCACAUUCCUCCUCUUUUUAUUUACACUUAUAUAUCUAUGAUGUCAAUUAAGUGUUGUAAACUACCGUUGCUCUUAAAUAAAUAGUGCCAAUGGCCAAUAAAUAAAUUGUACCUUGUAAACUACCGUUGCACUUAAAUAAAUAGUGCCAAUGGCCAAUAAAUAAAUUGUACCUUCUCUUGUUAAAUUA
Messenger RNA from Salvia miltiorrhiza (redroot sage), 548 nucleotides. Its product is annotated as proteinase inhibitor. Gene Ontology annotation, molecular function: serine-type endopeptidase inhibitor activity. Bases 141 to 353 code for a protein of 70 amino acids. Gene Ontology annotation, biological process: response to wounding. The record is from RefSeq and is a predicted model, not a curated record. The transcript has 2 exons. Lineage: Eukaryota; Viridiplantae; Streptophyta; Magnoliopsida; Lamiales; Lamiaceae.